GAGUGACGCGCCACUUCUUCCGCGAGCGCGCGCGUCUUGCGCAGCGUGUGUUUAACCCGGACGAGCACUUGCUUCGUGGGGGCCUCCCGAGAGUUUCAAGACCCCGAAGCCCUGGGCGCCCCGCCGUGGGAGCCGAGGCUGCACGGGCAGCGCGUCAGGGGUCGCGGUGGCUCCCUCGUGGGGAGGCGACGCGCGACGCGCAGGCGGCCCGGGCGGGCGUCGGCAGCAGGGCGCUUGCUGCCUCCGUGCCCGCACGACGCCCGCCUCCGGCGGCACUGCCGCGCCUGUGCGGAGCUCUGCUCGGUGCUGACCUCGGUGCUGACCUCGAGAGGGUCAGAGAGGCCGAGGGUGUUCUGCGGGCGCUGAGCCCGUGAGCGUUUGCGUGGCUUGACUUCUUGUUGCUGCAUUUCCCACAUCGUGCAGAGGAUCCCGAGUUGGAUAUCUUGUGCGUGAUGUCCAACAUUAUUUUGGUUGUGCCAAAAAUGAUUCAGCCACUGGCCUACUUGUAGCCCUGACUCCUUAUGUGCUGCGUAUUCUUCUGCAGAGCUUGGUGUGCAAAUGUGCACACUACUUUGUGUCUAUGGAGGGCCACAUUUAUGUCUUGAUAUGGAGCCCUGGGCUUGCGCCAUUUAAUUUAUCUGCCUCUCCACUCCCGUUUCUUGACUCGAGGUAGACCCUAAAGUGCUGUCCACAAAGCCUAUUGAACUGCGGGCUUUUUGAUUGUGGAAGUUGGGCAAAGAGCCAGCUCCACCAUCUCAGGAGACUGCACUUCCUCAAGAGAGGAACCUGGAGGAGGACCUACCACCUUGUGAAAUUCUAAAAGUCAUGUCCCUCGUGAGUUUUAAAAUCAUGGGUCAGAAUUUUUCAGGGAUGUGGCUAUAGUCUUCUCACAAGAAGAAUGGGAAUGGCUGGAGCCUGCUCAGAGGGAUUUGUACAGAGAUGUGAUGUUGGAGACUUACCGCAACCUGGUCUCACUGGGUCUUGCCAUAUCCAAACCUGAUGUGAUCUCCUUCCUGGAACAAGGCAAAGAGCCCUGGAUGGAGGAGAGGGUGGUGUCAGGAAGCCUGUGUACAGUCUUGAAAUCCAGAUAUGAUACCAAAGUGUCACCUCCAGAGCAGCAUGUUCAUGAAGUCAAGUCGCCCCGGUGGGAGAUAAUGGAAAGACUUGCAAGUUAUGGUCUCAGGUGCUCAGGUUUGCCUGGCGACUGGGAUUGCAAAACUCAGUUUGACAGACAACCAGGAGGUCCAGACAGGCACUUCAGACGAAUGUUAAUCAGUCAUGAAAAAAUACCUGCUUUGAACCCGCAGACAUCCCUCAUUUUUUACCAGAACAUUCACACUGGAGGAAAGCCACAUGGAUAUAAUAAGUGUAGAAAUGACUUCUGGCAGGAGGAAUUCCUUAUUAAUCAUCCAGGAAUUCAUUCUAACGAGAAACCCUAUAAAUGUAAGGAAUGUGGGAAGGCCUUUAAAUAUGGCUCACGACUCAUUCAGCAUGAGAAUAUUCAUUCUGGCAAGAAACCCUAUGAAUGUAAGCAAUGUGGAAAAGCCUUCAAUUCUGGGUCCAAUUUCAUACAGCACCAGAGAGUUCAUACUGGGGAGAAACCCUAUGAAUGUAGGGACUGUGCGAAGGCCUUCAGUCGGAGCUCGCAGUUGAUUGAACACCAACGGAUUCACACUGGUGAGAAACCCUACCAGUGUAAGGAGUGUGGCAAGGCCUUCAAUCGGAUCUCACAUCUCAAAGUGCAUUACAGGACUCAUACUGGGGAAAAACCCUAUGCAUGUAAGGAGUGUGGGAAGACUUUCAGCCAUCGGUCUCAGUUGAUUCAGCAUCAGACUGUUCAUACUGGCAAGAAACUCUACGAAUGUAAGGAAUGUGGGAAAGCCUUUAAUCAGGGAUCAACUCUCAUUCGCCAUCAGAGAAUUCAUACGGGGGAGAAGCCCUAUGAAUGUAAGGUGUGUGGGAAGGCCUUUAGAGUGAGCUCCCAGCUUAGGCAACAUCAGAGAAUCCACACUGGAGAGAAGCCCUACCAGUGCAAGGUGUGUAGUAGGGCCUUCAAACGGGUGUCACACCUCACCGUCCAUCACAGGACUCACACAGGCGAGAAGCCAUAUGACUGUACGCAGUGUGGGAAGGCCUUCAGUCACUGCUCCCAGCUGGUUCAGCACCAGGCCUCUCAUGCUGAGGGAAAGCCCCGGGAACACGAAGGAUGGGGGACGACCCUUGCUCGAAGUGCCACUGCGCUUCAACACUCCAGGCUGCGGAGUGGAGAAACACGCACGAAUUUAUUGAGUGCAGAAGAGCCCACCGUCGGCACAUACCCUUUGUUGAUCAUCAGGGAGUUUGUGUUGGCCAGCAGCCAUGUCAAUGGAAGUCAGGGGAAAGCCCAGCAGCUCAGGCCAGCCACAGCUGCCAGCUCCCGCACCUUACAGAAAGGCCUGAGGGGGAAGGGGGUGGGAAGGCCUUCGCUCAGAGCUUGUCUUUCACCUGAAGUUGUAAGCUCUGCGGAAACAUUUGUGGAUAUAAAGGAAUGUGCUUAGACCACUAUUUAUCAGGCAGGGAAGGUUGGGGAAUAUUUAUCUCUGACACAUUCAGAAUCAUAUUUUCUAACCUCAGCUUACUAAUUUCAAUAAGAGUCAAGUUUUAGUUUUCUUGGGGGUGGGUGAAGAACUGACUGAAUUACUCCUGGAUUACUCCCCGGGAAGUACAUCAUGCAGCUACCAUAAAGGGUGACGAGCAGGUCGUUCACACCAAGGGGUCAGACGUCCCAUGCUCCUCCUGAGCACUGCGUGCACACAAGCCGGGGAGCUCAGACACACCAAGGGUACUGGUCAGCCUACAGAGACCCAGGCCGCACAGCAGGUGGACAGAGUGGUGCCAGGGCAGGUGGUCAUCUCCUGGUCAUCACCAUUUCUCUGUGUCCCUAUUUCAGGAAGAGUCCGUUUGGGAGAGUCUCUUAAUUUCCCCAUGGGCAGCUUGUUUUGGGUCGUAUUUUGUGACUUCUGUCUUGGGCAGGUGUCAUUUGCCUGCCCAGAAGGUGUGGCAGCUCACCUUAUUGGCAGCAUCGUCUCUUGCUUAGGAUGUGAAAAUGUCAGAUUCUCAUUUUCCAACCUCCUGUGCCACUCAGAGUGACCAGUGUGUCCCACUGUGAGUGGGGCUUUUGGGGAGCAGUUCACUCCUUCCCUGUGCACUUCCCGUUGUUGGACAUCUUCACGUGGGAAGGUGAGACUGCAGCUGUCGUGGAGCCAAGAGGAGGAAAAAGGACCUGGAGAAGCUGACUCAGAGCCCAGAGACCCCAGGCUGGGGCGGCCUGAUGCCUCUGUGCGAGAAAUGAACCUUCACUGCCCAUGUUUUAGUUGGGUCUUUUGUGAAUUUGCAUCCAAAAGCAUUCCAAAUGAUAUAACUUCAAAAAUAUUUAAUUUUUUUUAUGAUUGAUAAGUGUGGCCUGAAAAUGUCAGCUUUGAUUGUCUUUUUUCAUGGCUAAAUAUAGGGCUGGUUUUUAAAUAUGUUCCAUGAACUUCAAAAAAUGUAUGCAUUUUACAUUUUUGGAUAUAGUUUUUGAAAUAAAUCUGUUAAAGCCAGUGGGUUUUAAUGAUAAAAUUCUCUAUAUUCUUAUAUAACUUGAUAUAUUGGAUCAGAAUUUCCUAAAAUUGACUUUUUUUUUUUUAAAAAAAAAAAAACAAGGUCCUGAGAUUCCUGCCAGACUUUUGCUUUUUGUUGUUUGGGCUGUAAGGACGUUACUAAUCCUCUACAUGCAUGUUACACCUUUCUUUUUUUAAAAUAUGUUUUUCAUUGGAGGUGGACACAAUACCUUUAUUUUAAUUUUUACGUGGUGCUGAGGAUCGAGCCCAGUGCCUUCCACAUUCGAGGCAGGCGUUCUGCCACUGAGCCCCAGCCCCAGUCCGAAUGCCACACCUUUCAUCUUUAUGUGGUGCCCACCUCUGCCAAGUCCAGCUGCUGCCUGUUCUGUCAGGUCUCACUGGACAGGCCUGCUCGUCCAUUUGUUGUUUGACGCCUUUGCGCCACUGGAAUGUUGCAGCAGACUGGCCACAAGACUAUGUUUACUGUAGGGCUUUU
Molecule: messenger RNA, 4074 nt
Organism: Ictidomys tridecemlineatus (thirteen-lined ground squirrel)
Lineage: Eukaryota; Metazoa; Chordata; Mammalia; Rodentia; Sciuridae
Biological process (GO): regulation of transcription by RNA polymerase II
Cellular component (GO): PcG protein complex; transcription regulator complex; chromatin
Molecular function (GO): RNA polymerase II cis-regulatory region sequence-specific DNA binding; DNA-binding transcription factor activity, RNA polymerase II-specific
Source: RefSeq, a predicted model, not a curated record